This is a messenger RNA of Eimeria necatrix, 588 nucleotides long. RefSeq lists its product as hypothetical. The coding region runs from base 1 to 588 and encodes 195 amino acids. NCBI's taxonomy places the organism in Eukaryota, Apicomplexa, Conoidasida, Eucoccidiorida, Eimeriidae. The record is from RefSeq and is a predicted model, not a curated record. The transcript has 2 exons.
AUGAUAUCUGUUCACAAGGACGAAAAAGAAGACAACAAGCUUUUGCUUUCAGCAAAAAGCGGCAGAGGAGAAGCCAGCAAGCGCGACGCUGCUGCGCUGCAGCAGCAGCAACAGCCGCAGCAGCAGCAGCAGCAGCAGCAGCGAGAAGCAAACGAACCUGCAACAGCAGCAGCAACAGACGCAGCGCCUCCAAAGAGAGCCCCAGCAGAGACUCGCUCUUUGCUUUCAAAGCUGCUGUUCAUAUCUCGCGGCUCUGUGAGGCUCGGGGCCUGGCGAACUUCCAGCAUAGUGGGGCCUGCGUUGCAGCAGCAGCAGCAGCAGCAGCAGCAGCAGCAGGGAGUGGAGCUUCUUGCUGCACUGCUGGGUCUUCAGGGGCACGUGAGUGGCCAAUUUGGAGCAAAAGAAGAAAAGAAAGAACAGAAAACUAAACUCGAGUUCAACAACUCACCGCAGUUGCAGCCUUGCUUCUGCAGCACCUUGUGCGCGUUGUCGCAUAUGGGAAACUUCGCUGCGGCAGACCCGCAGCAGCAGCAGCAGCAGCAGCAGCAGCAGCAGAAAGCCAAUGAAAUGCCGGCUCGGUGGGAGUGA